AUGGCUGCGGCGGACCGGCCCCCGGUCAGGGAAGGGAUCCGGAUAUUACUGUGUGUGUGCUGGUACACAGUCAGCUCGGGGGGCAACAUCGUCAACAAAAUCAUCCUGAAUGGAUUCGUACCGGUCACGGUCUCUCUGUUUCACAUCGUCUCCAUCGUCGUCUUCCUUCCGCCGUUGUUGCGGGCAUGGGGAGUCCCCAAAACGGAGCUGCCGAGCAGGUACUACCGGUGGUCCAUCCUGCCCUUAGCUUUCGGGAAAUACUUCGCAUCCGUGUCUGCUCACUUCAGCAUCUGGAAAGUACCUGUUUCAUACGCGCACACGGUCAAAGCCACGAUGCCGAUAUGGGUUGUGCUGUUAUCAAGAAUAAUCAUGAAGGAGAAGCAAACCACAAAGAUCUACGUGUCGCUCAUCCCCAUCAUUGGUGGAGUGCUGCUGGCUACAGCGACGGAGCUCUCCUUUGAUGUCUCAGGACUCAUCAGCGCUCUGGCUGCCACGCUCUGCUUCUCUCUGCAGAACAUCUUCUCCAAAAAGGUGCUGCGGGACACGAGGGUCCACCACUUGAGGCUGCUCAAUAUCUUGGGCUUCAAUGCCGUUUUCUUCAUGCUGCCCACUUGGGUCCUGGUCGAUCUGUCUGUGUUUCUUGUUAAUGGAGACCUGUCGGAGAUCUCAGGCUGGACAAGCACCUUUGUCCUUUUGCUCAUCAGCGGCUUCUGCAACUUCGCUCAGAAUGUUAUUGCUUUCAGCGUACUCAACCUUGUCAGCCCCCUAAGCUACGCCGUUGCCAAUGCCACCAAGAGGAUCAUGGUCAUUAGCAUCUCCCUGCUAAUGCUGCGCAACCCGGUCUCAUCCACGAACGUCCUUGGUAUGAUGACGGCCAUCGUGGGGGUCUUCCUCUACAACAAGGCCAAGUAUGACGCCAACAAGCAGAAAAAGCUGCUGCCCAGCACCAAGGAGGACCUGAUGUCCUUUGACAACCCGGCGCUGGAGAAGACCCAGGCUAACGGCUCAGUGCCUUUCCCCCACGGCUCGGAGCAGCAGCACAACUGGAACAACGUGCUGACCGACCACUUCCAGUACAGCAGGCAGGCCUACACGACAAACUACAGCAGCAACCACCAGUAUGUGGUGUGAAGGAGGAUUUAGUCCUCGCUCAGGCUCGCUGUCGUAGACAUUGCUGUGUAGCUGCCCUCCCUGCAGCGGGUCCUUUUUUUUACCCCGCACACAAGACUGAAGGCAAGUCCUGUUGGUGGUGGGUAGAAAGAAUGAGAAGAGCCUCUCAUGACAGGCCAGUGACGUGACCUCUCCAACACUCCUCCCUGUCCAAACUUCACUUUCUGGCAUUGUUGAUAUAUUACUUUGGUACAGACAGUAUGGGAGUGUCCAAGAGGGGGAAAAAAAAAAGUCAAAUCACCUGUUUCAGACACUUUGGUGACAGAUUCAGCCAUUUUCUCCGAACACAGAAAAGUGCCACAGCACCGUAAACGGUAGUUCUGAUUAAUUUUCACCUUGCUUUCUGGAAAUGUCCAAGUUUGUUUCCACAACCUAUGAUCACUGUUUUGGUACGUUUGUUACCUUUUUUUUUUUUUUAGGAAGGAUGUCCGCUGUAAUUAUCUAGUGCGAGUGUUACCUUGAACCGAACAAGAGUGAUGUUACAUCGCAUGUAGGCAGCUCAGUGGAAAGGGCCCCAUUUCAGAUCACGACAACUUCAUGAUUAGGAUUGUCAUUUUUCUUCAUAAGGCACCUGUAAUGACGUGAAAGCAAUUAACUUGUAACACUUGUUCUCAGUGAUUACAAUGAUAGACCAAUGAAACUCUUGAGGCAGACGCCACGUAUGGACACUUUUGUGGACAGACGAGCGAUUUAGGGGACAGUCACUUAUAAUCGCCUCAGCUGUGCUCUGUGUUUGGCACUAGUCGGCAUGUGUUAGCAUGCUACACUAACAUGUUGGACAUGGUAAAUAUUAAACAUGAUGAGGAUCAAGCACAUCAGGAUGCCUCACUGGUACAGCUGUUAACUCAACACAAUGAUUGCCCUCGUGAUACUGAGUUGUUCAACAUUACAAAUGCCUGAUGUGGAAAAAUGUCCAGAUUUCAAAAUAAAAGUACAAAAACCAUUAA
Messenger RNA from Labrus bergylta (ballan wrasse), 2117 nucleotides. The record is from RefSeq and is a predicted model, not a curated record. NCBI's taxonomy places the organism in Eukaryota, Metazoa, Chordata, Actinopteri, Labriformes, Labridae.